AUGGAGGUCGACGCAGAAACCUUUCCAUACCACUUGCUGGGCAUGUUCAUCCAUAUAUCAGAGGCCGACUUCGUGUCUUUCGAUCUGGAGCUGUCGGGUAUCCCUUCGCGGAUCCAAGACAAACCUGCACAUGGCCCGGGACGCUUCACCAUGGAGGAGCGCUAUGCCGAGACCAAGAUGGGCGCCGAUCGCUAUCAGAUCCUACAGGUAGGCAUCACAUGCGCCAGGUUCGACUAUGUUGCGAACAAGUAUGUCUUGAGGCCAUACAAUAUCAACAUUAGCCCGCUUUUCGACGAGCGUAUGGACUUCGAACGCGAGAUACGGUUUCAGAGCGGCGCGUGUACUUUUCUUCUCAACUGCGGCUUCGACAUGGGCGCACCAUUCGCCAAGGGCGUACAGUACCUAUCACGACAAGAGGCGGAGCGGGCGAAACAGAUGGCCUGGGAUCGAUUGGAGAACAAGAACCCGAUACCGGACUUGCAGCUCAAGGAGGGGGAUGUUGAGUCUCUUGAUUUCAUGCGUCGGGUGAGGGAAGCCAUAAAAAAAUGGAAAACUAGCACCUCGUCCUCUUUGGAGGUCACAACUCACACCGGACUUCCCAGCCAGCCAGUGAUACCGGUAAUAACACGGUUUGAGAAGCGUCUUGUGCACCAGCUCGUUCGCGCCGAGUUCCCAGAGCUAGUCUCGAUAGGUCGCAACGAAUGUGUUCGUAUCGUUGAUUUAGACCCUGUACGCGAGGCCGACAAUAUGCGCAGAAUCAAGAACCGCGUCAAAGAAUCCAUUGUACGACAGACUGGUUUCCGCUGGAUCUUCGAAGCUCUAGUCAAGGGUGGCGACAUCAAUCGCGCAGAUCCACUCUAUGUUGCUCGGACUACUGGCAUGGCCGCCACGGCUGACGUGCAUGAUAUACGAGACCGUUAUGAUAGAGCCAUAGAGAGACUGAAGACCAAGCAGCCGGUGCUCGUUGGCCACAACAUGUUCACUGAUAUUGUGUACUUUUACCGCACGUUUGUGGGCGAGCUACCUGAUACGCUACAAGACUUCCAGGAUGCCAUCCACGAGUUGUUCCCCAAGAUCAUCGACACCAAAUACCUUGCUACCUAUGCUGGAGGCGAUCUCAACGCUUCUCCCUCAUUACAAGAUAUCGCUGAGAGUCUAAACAGACAGCCGUUGCCCGAAAUCAUCACUCAUGCCGACCACCCGAAAUAUCAAGAGACUGAGAAAUUCCAUGAAGCAGGCUACGACAGUCUCCUAACUGCCACUAUUAUGAUCAAGCUAGCCGCCAAGCUUGGUGCAGAACGAGGAGAAAAGGUCCCAGCACCGUUGGCCGGCCGUCCUCUUACUCUGAACAAAGCAAACGGCGUAUUGCAGAGCGAAGACGUUCCGGACUUUGUCAAAGAUGGACGCGAGAAGGUUGAGGAACCGGUUCCCUUACCUCCAGUGGAACAGCCCAAAUCCAGGAAGACGAAGGGACAAAAGGCGAAAGCCAAGAAGAAGGAAGCGAAGGAGCGCCGAUUUGAGACUAAGAACAUAUUCGACACGCUUAAGACACUGGACCCGGAGACCGAAAUGUCAUCCACGGAAGAAGAUGAAGAUGCCAAGCUUCCCGAAAAUGGCAUAUCUGCGAAAUGGGACGAACAGACCCAAGAAGUCGUCGGGUCAUGGGAGGAUGACGUCUAUGUUCAGGAUGAGACGAGAUGGGUACCCUUGGAGCAGAUGAAGCGACAGUCGAUGGAGCUGAUCCCGGCUUUUGAUUCGAAGUUCUGGGACGAAUUCGGCAACACACUACGAGUGUUUGGCACGGAAGAAGCUGUUCUGAAGAUCGCGGACUGGGAGACUUGA
Alternaria atra is the source of this 1842-nucleotide messenger RNA. RefSeq lists its product as uncharacterized. Gene Ontology annotation, cellular component: cytoplasm. The record is from RefSeq and is a predicted model, not a curated record. The coding region runs from base 1 to 1842 and encodes 613 amino acids. Gene Ontology annotation, biological process: nuclear-transcribed mRNA poly(A) tail shortening. Gene Ontology annotation, molecular function: poly(A)-specific ribonuclease activity; RNA binding. Lineage: Eukaryota; Fungi; Ascomycota; Dothideomycetes; Pleosporales; Pleosporaceae. The transcript is spliced from 2 exons.